GUGUUACCUGAACACAGCCAGGAGAGUGUGAGGCCCACAGGUGAUUUGACUAACCCGUUUCCUUAUUUUAAUUCAGUCAUUCAAAUGUCGAAUCAUUACCGCAAAACAAAGAGAGAAGUUUAAAGCUGAAAGACAAACACCAAACAGGCAGUUAAACUCCAGGUGAGUCUGUGUGUGAACAGACCUGGUGAUGGUGCAGUGUGGGGCCAGACAGACUUCAACCAGCGGUGGGUUUAAAUGACUGAGUUUUGAUGAGGAGCGUCUUCAUCAUUCCUCCUCCUCCUCCUCGUGUCUGAUGCUUCCUGUCUCUGCUGACGGCUGAAGACUCAACAUCCUCCAUCUUUCUCCAAACCACUGCUCCACCAGCCAUGAAUCCCUAUGGAGACAGAAACCUGAACUCUCGCCCCCGUGAUGUCACUGAUCCACCUCCGUAUUCAGCCCCAGGUCCCUACGAUAAUUCCCAUAAUCCACCUCUCCCUCCAGUCAUACAGACAGGUCACAGCUCUCUGAUGGUUCUGAGUCAUAACUCUCCUCCCUAUCAGACCUCGUCAGACCGGGAUGGAGGUCAAAACCUGGUCCAGUCGGACCGCUCCGCCUUGGCGCUCCCAGGCUCUGGCCUCAGAUCCAUGCCUCCAGUCCUGCCCCAAGCACAGACUCCAUCUCCAGCUUCCAUCCCUGCACUAAACCCUUACCCCGCCCCCACCCCCGCCACCCCCCCGUCCAGCCAGGUCUCCAUCAUCAUCCCGUCCCCAGACCUCCGCCCGUCCCCCCUCCCGUCGCAGUGCUCCGAGGACUCCUGUCCGGACCUGGAGUGCUCCAUCUGCUUCAGCCAGUUCAACAACGUCUUCCGCUGUCCCAAGAUGCUUCAAUGCAAGCACACGUUCUGCCUGGAGUGCCUGGCGCGCAUCAACGUCAAGUCGCCCGAGCCCAGCGCCAUCCAGUGCCCGCUGUGCCGCAGCCUCACGCCCCUGCCCACCCUCGGCCUCCCCAAGCUCACCACAGACCCGGACGUGCUGUCCUACCUGCCGGCCGCCAUGCAGAGGGUCUACAGCAUCCGCUUCCUGCGCAAUAAAGGGAAGCUGGAGGUCAAAAGGUCAGCUGAAAGUCAUCGGCGCUGGGGUCAGAGGUCACUGACGUCUCUGAGGUCAGUGAACCGCUCUCUGGAUGUGGGGCUUCCCAGCCCGCCUGUCGGGGGCGGCGGCGAGGCGGGGGGCGUGGGCGGCGCCCUGUUCAGACUGACGGGCCGGCCGGCGUGCCGAGCCUUCCUCCUGACCUCUGUGGUGAUGAUGAUGGUGCUGCUGACCGGCAUCAUCAUCUUCCUCUUCACCGUCAACAAAGGUUCAUCCUCACCGUGAGUGACAUCACAUUACAUCACUUCCUGUCUUCCUCCUGCAAAAUCUGCUUUUAUUUCUCUGAUUGGAAAAACAGAAAGGCAUCGAACAGUAAAAUUCCACCGUCCCAAAGGAGUUCAAUGUUUGAAUCCAGUUAAUGAGCAACAUGUGUUUCACUGCUGCGGUUUAAAGAUGAAAACACAUCCAGAUGUGCAGUAAAAAGCAUCACUCAGGCUGUUGUGCAACAAGCAGCUCUUAACUUGCUGGUGACAUCCAGAGCCAAGACCCAGGGAGCAGGAUCUGAUCAACACCAACCAACACCUGAGCUCAGACACUGAGGAGCAGUGGACUUUAAUCUGCUUCACCACAUUUAACUCGUGCCAAAGGUUUCAAAUGAUCAUUCACAUGUCUGAAAAUACAGACUCUCCUCAAUAUCAAGGUCUAAACUGAGAAUCAUGUUACAGCUGAGCAGGAAACGGAUCAGGUAGAUGGAGAAAUGGUGGACUUUUAUCUGCCUCUCGGUGCCAAAGGCUGUAAAUAAUCCCCCAGCUGCAACAAAAUGGCGGACAGGUAACAGCAGAGGUGGGUGCAGUGAUUUAAUCUGCCUCACAGCAGCUAAACAUCUGCCACAAGCUUCACUUAUUCACCUCAGGUCUGGUUAAAAACAAACACCACUUCCCAUGAGUCUUAUUGCUCAGGAUACAAAAUGGCCGUCAGGUAAUAGAAGCUGGCUGACGUGGUGAAGAGAAAUGAUGUGAUAGAAGAAGAGAGGUCAAAGUCUCUGUGGCUUCAGUCCAGCUGCAGAGAACAUUCAACCACAUUCAUCCUCUUUCACUUUGGGGCAUUGAAACAUGAUGUUACUAAAAUAAGACAUGUGAACGCCUCACUUUAAACACGACAUGAACCCGUCAGCAGGUGGCGCCUUCCUCUUCACCUCCUGUUCAAACUUUCUCUGGCAGCUUCCUGCACUUUAAACCCUCUGAAUGUCACGUGUGUGUUUGUGUGUGUGUGUUUAUUCCCUGCCAUUGAAAGUGACUGUUGUUUCUUGCUGGAGCUGCAGCUCAACCAAAUGCUGGAAACGGGAGCCAUGUAAAUGAGCUGAGCCACAGUCGGAGCGUGAAGCAGAGUCCAACACGUUUUAUAGAAACUGAUACAGCUGCAGACUGUAAAGGACCAGUAAUGUAAAGACGUUUCCCUCUAAGCUCCUGGUGGUUUUGGCUGUAGGAGUCCAGGGUUCAGGGAUGUCUCUCAGGUUUCUGCCUCCACCCCAGUACAGGUGGAUGUGUGUUUACAUCACAGAGUCUUUCUUUUGUAAAGACAUGCUGCAGUUUAGCUCCAGUUUUUCCUGUUGUGCUGGUGUGGAGGCAGAAAUGUGACCGACCUGAAAACCAACACGACCUCAGAGGUUGAGUUUCUGUCGUGAGGUGAAGAAGCUCCAGACUGUCUGCGUUUGGAACCAUAAGUUGUCCGUUAAGUGCCUGAAUUAAACUCUUAAAGUCUGAAUGUGAGGCGCUCUCGCUGGGUCACGGGUCAGUCCUGCUGCACACAGGGACCUGGGUCAGGUCCAGCUGAAGAAACAGAGGCAUGUUUGAAGUGAACGAUCAGGAGGUCAGAGGCAAAUUUAGCAUCAAAAAGAUGGUUCUCCUCUGAAGAUGGUGCAGCUGCCAACAAACAAAACUUUUCCAAAAGCACUUUGACUUGCAAAUGAAAUUCAACCUGAAAUCAGAAACUACCUUCUCUGUGUCCCAAACGUCACCUGUUUAAAAUAUGGAUUUUAAAAGAGGAUAACUCAAGUUGCCAAUGUUCAUGUGAUGAUUUAAGAAGAAAAACAUCUUCUUUUAAAGGUUACUGUUUUAUGUAGAGUCCUGUGUGUUUUAAGGCUCAGACCUGUUUUACUGUGCAAUGUAAAAUAAAUGAUUUUAUAUAUUUUUAUCUAACUGUUUUAGCAAAGCUUACACUGUUAC
Messenger RNA from Lates calcarifer (barramundi perch), 3295 nucleotides. Its product is annotated as soluble scavenger receptor cysteine-rich domain-containing protein SSC5D. The coding region runs from base 369 to 1355 and encodes 328 amino acids. Lineage: Eukaryota; Metazoa; Chordata; Actinopteri; Centropomidae. The transcript is spliced from 3 exons. Gene Ontology annotation, molecular function: ubiquitin protein ligase activity. The record is from RefSeq and is a predicted model, not a curated record. Gene Ontology annotation, biological process: protein ubiquitination.